CUGUCGCUGUAGUAAAAUGAUCUAUCUAAAGUUAUUAGUGCUGUGUUGCGUAAUCUUGUCGAUCGACGGGAUCUUCCUCUCGAACCUUAAUUCCUCGUGUUUUCGAUGCAUUUGCGAAGCUUCAACCGGUUGUAGCAACCGAUUGCAGUGCGGUCAGGGGUAUUGUGGGCCCUUUUCCAUUUCGCGUGCCUAUUGGAUUGAUGCUGGCAAGGUAGUUAAGGCACAGGAUGAUCCGAACCGUUGGGGUGCCUACGAAGAUUGUGCUAACCAGUAUGAUUGUGCCACACACAUCAUGACGCAGUACAUGGAAAAGUACGGUAAGGAUUGCAACAAUGACGGUCUGGUGGACUGUGUUGAUUACGCAAUGCUGCACAUCAAUGGUGGCCCAACUUGUCAUUUACCGCUGAAUUCGGACUUUGGAAGAAAGUUCGGAAGCUGUUUACAAAAAAAUCGCCGUCCGCAGGGUCGUAGAGGGUUGGACAAUAAAUGAAAAAGCAACAGUUUUACAUUAUCAA
Messenger RNA from Topomyia yanbarensis, 515 nucleotides. RefSeq names its product lysozyme 2-like. The record is from RefSeq and is a predicted model, not a curated record. Gene Ontology annotation, molecular function: lysozyme activity. NCBI's taxonomy places the organism in Eukaryota, Metazoa, Arthropoda, Insecta, Diptera, Culicidae. Bases 17 to 490 code for a protein of 157 amino acids. The transcript is spliced from 2 exons.